GCCUCUUUGUCACAACACCAAGCGGCCGGACCUCAGCUACCACGAAUUCACAAUGGGUCGUGUUAUUCGCAACCAGAGAAAGGGCCGUGGCUCCAUCUUCACGGCCAACACGCGCCUGAACAAGGCCCCGGCCAAGUUCCGCAACCUCGACUACGCCGAGCGCCAUGGCUAUGUCCGCGGUAUCGUGAAGGACAUCAUCCACGACCCUGGUCGUGGUGCUCCUCUCGCCAAGGUCCAGUUCCGCCACCCCUACAAGUACAAGCAGGUCACCGAGACCUUCAUCGCCAACGAGGGCAUGUACACCGGCCAGUUCAUCUACGCCGGAAAGCGCGCUGCUCUGACCGUCGGCAACGUCCUGCCCGUCGGUGAGAUGCCCGAGGGUACCGUUGUCUCCAACGUCGAGGAGAAGAUUGGCGACCGUGGCACUCUGGGCCGCAACUCUGGUGGCUACAUCACCAUUGUCGGCCACAACCCCGACGAGGGCAAGACCCGCAUCAAGCUGCCCUCUGGCGCCAAGAAGGUCGUCCACUCCCGAUCCCGAGGAAUGAUCGGCAUCGUUGCCGGUGGUGGCCGAACUGACAAGCCUCUGUUGAAAAAUUCAUGGUCUCAUUGGGAUGGUGUUACA
Trichoderma citrinoviride is the source of this 625-nucleotide messenger RNA. RefSeq names its product putative 60S ribosomal protein L8. NCBI's taxonomy places the organism in Eukaryota, Fungi, Ascomycota, Sordariomycetes, Hypocreales, Hypocreaceae. The annotation marks the transcript as partial. Gene Ontology annotation, biological process: cytoplasmic translation. The transcript is spliced from 5 exons. Gene Ontology annotation, molecular function: RNA binding; structural constituent of ribosome. The record is from RefSeq and is a predicted model, not a curated record. Gene Ontology annotation, cellular component: cytosolic large ribosomal subunit; ribosome.